Messenger RNA from Callithrix jacchus (white-tufted-ear marmoset), 10033 nucleotides. NCBI's taxonomy places the organism in Eukaryota, Metazoa, Chordata, Mammalia, Primates, Cebidae. The record is from RefSeq and is a predicted model, not a curated record.
CACACCGGACUUAUUGGUGAGACAUUUGCCUGCCAGGGGAUGAGCAAUAAAUCCUACUAAAAAUUCAGGGAACUUCUACCUCAGUAAAAUUUUUAGUGGUCCAGUGGUGUGGGGCCUUUCGAGAUAUUCCUUCUAAGGUGAAGGAUAAAUUGCUGCAUUUGUCCCUUCCUACAACCAAGAAAGAGGCACAAUGCCUAGUGGGUCUAUUUGGAUUUUGGAGGCAACACUUCCCUCAUUUUGGUGUGUUACUCCAGCCCAUUUAUUGAAUGACUCGAAAGGCUGCCAGUUUUGAGUAGAGAAAGCUCUACAACAGGACACUUUCGGCUCUUCCUGCCUUUAAGUCAACAGGCUAAGAAGGGAAUUACAAUGUUGGCUGGGUGAUUGACCCAGUUAUCAAGAUGAAAUCAGUCUACUACUCCACAGACUGAUUUCAAGAUGAAAUCAGUCCACUCUUUUUUACCUAAUGGAGAUAAGGAAGAGUAUGCAUAGAAUACAGGAGAUUCCUUAGGACCUCUUUUAGUAUUACCAUGUCGUAUGAUUAAGGUCAAUGGAAAACUAUAACAACUCAAUCAAAGCAGGACUAAAAAUGGCCCAGACCCUUCCAGAAUGAAGGUUUGGGUCAGUCUACCAGAUACAAAGUGAUGACCUGCUGAGGUGCUUUAUGAAGGUACAGGGUAUACAGAAUGGGUAGUAGAAGAAGGUUGUCAUCAUACUGAUACUGCAUGAUCGGUUGUGAAAUGAGGACUGUAAUUUUCAUGAGUUAUUUUGUUAAGAACAUGUUUAUAUGAAAAAAAAAAGUGUGAAAGAUGGCCGUUUAGAAGCAGCUCAGGAUUGCACCUCCCAGUGAAAGCGCAGAGGGUGAGUGGAUGCCGCAUUACCAGACGGAUCUUUAUUGCCCACAGACCAGGAGAUUCCCAGGCAGAGGAGCCCCAUGGGUUGCCAGCAUGGCUGUUUUGGCCUGCGUGACUGUUUUGCCAGUGCCCCGGCGUGGCGGUUCUCCGUACAAAAUACACUGAUCUGGUUGCCCUUUUAAGCUGGUGAUUGGAGCUCUGAGAAGGCAGAGUCGCCCGUUCAUCUGAUUAAACAGGGAACUGAAACAGGGAGCCAAGCCAGGAGAUUCCGGGGCAAAAAAGUACCACGAAUCUCAGCACUGUUGUUUCAGCUGGUGCAGUGGGUCACUGCAUGGGAAAUCACACAGAUCCCAGCACCUUUUCAGCAGGUGACUGGAACACCUGGGAGAGAGUCAACAAUUCAACUUAAAAAAAAAAAAGGCUCUGAGGCAGGGAGCCAAGUGAUCAGGCUCGGCGGGUCCCACCACCACAAAAAAAAAAAAAAAAACAGCAAUUUGAAACGCUCUGGGUUGAGAGUUCCAUGGCAAGCACAGCUGAACCCGGGACAAUCCAGCUCUGUGGGGGAGGGGCGUCCACCAUUACGGAGGCACUCCACCCCUACGGAGGUAGUCCGCCAUUGCUGAGGCAGCCCGCUGUUGCCGAGGCAACCCACCAUAACAGAGAGAGUCCGCCAUUAUAGAUGUGGGCGACCAUUGCUGAGGCAGUUCUAACCACACCCAUAUAAAUAGGACUGCAGAGACAUUCACACGGCAGCAGGGCAGAGCCCACAGCAGCUCAGCAGAGCCUCUGCAGGCAGGCAAUGACUAGGCUGCCCUCGUGCUGGGCAGGGCAGCCCUGAAAAAAAAGGCAGCAGCACAAUGGAAACUCAUAAAUAAAGCCCUAAUUCCCCGGGACAGAGCACCUGGGAAAAAAAAGGGGGUGUUAUGAGUUCUGCUGCAGCAGACUUAAACAUAUCUGCCCAGCAACUCUGAAUGAACAACGGAGCUCACAGCUCAGCACUUGAGCUCCUAUAAAAGACAGACUAUCUUCUCAAGCAGCUCCCUGACCCCCGUAUAUCCAAAGAGUCACCUCACAAGGGACUGAUCAGUCUGAUAUUUGGCAGGCAUCAUUCUGGGACAAAGAUAGCAGAAGAAACUGCUGCAGGUGAUCCCCAGGCAAGCAGGACCUGGAGUGGAUCUCAGCAGUCCUACAGCAGAGGGGCCAGAAUGUUAGAAGGAAAACUAAAAAACAGAAAUAACUUCAUCAUCAACAAACUGGACGUCUACUCGGAGACUCAAUCUGAUAAUCAGCAACUAUAAAGACAACAGGUGGAUAAAUCCACAAAGAUGGAAAGAAACCAGCACAAAAAGGAGGAAAACACCCAAAACCAGAACACCUCUCCUCCUACAGGGGAUCACAACUCCUCACCAGCAAGGUAACAAAGCUGGAUGGAGAAUGAGUGUGAUGAAAUUACAGAAUCAGACUUCAGAAGGUGGGUAAUGAGAAACUUCUGUGAGCUAAAAGAACAUGUUCUAACCCAAUGCAAAGAAACUCAGAACUUUGAAAAAAGAUUUAACGAAAUGCUAACGAGAAUGGACAACUUAGAGAGGAAUAUGAGUGAAUUGAUGGAACUGAAAGAACAUGUUUAUGCAUGUAUACACUUGUACUAAGAAAAUGUCUUCAUUUUCCUUUUUUCUUUAUCAUGUGACAUAAAAUUUAUUGAUUUCAUAUCAGCAUUUCAGUGUUGUUAACUUUAUGUAUUAGCAUUUAGUUUAAGGAUUAGUGCACUUCCGGUUUUACAACAGAUAGUGAUAGCCAUAUUAUGUUAGGCAUAAUUAUAACCUUAUUAUUGUCUUUAUUUGGAGAUUAUGUAUGAUUUCAGGAGAUGUAUAUGGAUUCCAGUUGACAAAGGGUAGAUUCGUAAUGGUUAAUAUUGAGUGUCAACUUGACUGGAUUGAAGGAUGCAAAGUAUUGUUACUGGGUGUGUCUGUGAGGGUGUUGCCAAGGGAGGUUAACAUUUGAGUCAGUUAACAUUUGAGUCUUUACAGCUAAAGAAGUGCAGCUCAUGGAAUUCACUGGUCUUCUCAUCGUUUUGAAGCAGCUGGGUUGAUAGAAUGGUGGAACUUGGAAAGGAGGACCAAUGCUCAAUCUGGGUGGGCAUCUUCUAAUCAGCUGCCAGCGAGGCUAGAAUAAAAGCAGGCAGAACAUGGAAGUACUAGACUGACCGAGUCUUCCAGCCUCAUCUUUCUCCCAUGUGGAUACUUCCUGCCCUCAGACAUCAGACUCCAAGUUCUUCAGGUUUUGGACUCUUGGUCCACCAAGUGGUUUGCCAGGGGCCCUUUGGCCAUAGACUGAAGGCUGCACUGUUGGUUUCUCUACUUUUGAGGUUUUGGGACAGACUGGCUUCCUUGCUUCUCAGCUUGCAGAUGGCCUAUUGCAGGACUUCACAUUUUGAUCAUGUUAAAAAAUGGCCAUACUUUAGUAACUAAUCAGCCUAAUGCUUUGCUUAUGAAAACUUUUACCAUCAUUAUUUUUUCAUUUUGGAUUGAGAAAAUGAAUCCAGAUAUAGAAGAAAGUGCAGGAUGUUGGAUAAAAGUGCCUCUUAAACAGUGGAACAUCUAAUAACUAAUUCGCAAGAAGUUUUAAAGAAAUAAAAUUGUUAUGCUUCGAUUUUGGUAUGGUAUUGACUCUUUAGCACAUAGGUAGCCCUCAAAAACAAUCAUCCAGUUUUCUAAAUUAUGGAAAUUUUGUGGAAGACGUUGACCUGGAUUUUGAGCCUCAUCAUGGCUUCGUCGGAAUUUCAUAGUGACCACAGGCUUUCAUACAGUUCUCAAGAGGAAUUCCUGACUUAUCUUGAACACUACCAGCUAACUAUUCCAAUAAGGGUUGAUCAAAAUGGAGCAUUUCUCAGCUUUACUGUGAAAAAUGAUAAACACUCAAGGAGAAGACGGAGUAUGGACCCUAUUGAUCCACAGCAGGCAGUAUCUAAGUUAUUUUUUAAACUUUCAGCCUAUGGCAAGCACUUUCAUCUAAACUUGACUCUCAAUACAGAUUUUGUGUCCAAACAUUUUACAGUAGAAUAUUGGGGGAAAGAUGGACCCCACUGGAAACAUGAUUUUUUAGACAACUGUCAUUACACAGGAUAUUUGCAAGAUCAACGUAGUACAACUAAAGUGGCUUUAAGCAACUGUGUUGGGUUGCAUGGUGUUAUUGCUACAGAAGAUGAAGAAUAUUUUAUUGAACCUUUAAAGAAUACCACAGAGGAUUCCAAGCAUUUUAGUUAUGAAAAUGGCCACCCUCAUGUUAUUUACAAAAAGUCUGCCCUUCAACAACGGCAUCUGUAUGAUCACUCUCAUUGUGGCGUUUCCGAUUUCACAAGAAGUGGCAAACCUUGGUGGCUGAAUGACACAUCCACUUUUCCUUUUUCACUACCAAUUAACAACACACAUAUCCAACACAGACAGAAGAGAUCAGUGAGCAUUGAACGGUUUGUGGAGACAUUGGUAGUGGCAGACAAAAUGAUGGUGGGCUACCAUGGCCGCAAAGACAUUGAACAUUACAUUUUGAGUGUAAUGAAUAUUGUUGCCAAACUUUAUCGUGAUUCCAGCCUAGGAAACGUUGUGAAUAUUAUAGUGGCCCGCUUAAUUGUUCUCACAGAAGAUCAGCCAAACUUGGAGAUAAACCACCACGCAGACAAGUCUCUCGAUAGCUUCUGUAAAUGGCAGAAAUCCAUUCUCUCCCACCAAAGUGAUGGAAACACCAUUCCAGAAAAUGGGAUUGCCCACCACGAUAAUGCAGUUCUUAUUACUAGAUACGAUAUCUGCACUUAUAAAAAUAAGCCCUGUGGAACACUGGGCUUGGCCUCUGUGGCUGGAAUGUGUGAGCCUGAAAGGAGCUGCAGCAUUAAUGAAGACAUUGGCCUGGGUUCAGCUUUUACCAUUGCACACGAGAUUGGUCACAAUUUUGGUAUGAACCAUGAUGGAAUUGGAAAUUCUUGUGGGACAAAAGGUCAUGAAGCAGCAAAACUUAUGGCAGCUCACAUUACUGCGAAUACCAAUCCUUUUUCCUGGUCUGCGUGCAGUCGAGACUACAUCACCAGCUUUCUAGAUUCAGGCCGUGGUACUUGCCUUGAUAAUGAGCCUCCCAAGCGUGACUUUCUUUAUCCAGCUGUGGCCCCAGGUCAGGUGUAUGAUGCUGAUGAGCAAUGUCGUUUCCAGUAUGGAGCAACCUCCCGCCAAUGUAAAUAUGGGGAAGUGUGUAGAGAGCUCUGGUGCCUCAGCAAAAGCAACCGCUGUGUCACCAACAGUAUUCCAGCAGCUGAGGGGACAUUGUGUCAAACUGGGAAUAUUGAAAAAGGGUGGUGUUAUCAGGGAGAUUGUGUUCCUUUUGGCACUUGGCCCCAGAGCAUAGAUGGGGGCUGGGGUCCCUGGUCACUAUGGGGAGAGUGCAGCAGGACCUGCGGGGGAGGCGUCUCCUCAUCCCUAAGACACUGUGACAGUCCAGCACCUUCUGGAGGUGGAAAAUACUGCCUUGGGGAAAGGAAACGGUAUCGCUCCUGCAACACAGAUCCAUGCCCUUUGGGUUCCCGAGAUUUUCGAGAGAAACAGUGUGCAGACUUUGACAAUAUGCCUUUCCGAGGAAAGUAUUAUAACUGGAAACCCUAUACUGGAGGUGGAGUAAAACCUUGUGCAUUAAACUGCUUGGCUGAAGGUUAUAAUUUCUACACUGAACGUGCUCCUGCGGUAAUCGAUGGGACCCAGUGCAAUGUGGAUUCACUGGAUAUCUGCAUCAAUGGAGAAUGCAAGCAUGUAGGUUGUGAUAAUAUUUUGGGAUCUGAUGCUAGGGAAGAUAGAUGUCGAGUCUGUGGAGGGGAUGGAAGCACAUGUGAUGCCAUUGAAGGGUUCUUCAAUGAUUCGCUACCCAGGGGAGGCUACAUGGAAGUGGUGCAGAUACCAAGAGGCUCUGUUCACAUUGAAGUCAGAGAAGUUGCCAUGUCAAAGAACUAUAUUGCUUUAAAAUCUGAAGGAGAUGAUUACUACAUUAAUGGUGCCUGGACUAUUGAUUGGCCUAGGAAAUUUGAUGUUGCUGGGACAGCAUUUCACUACAAGAGGCCAACUGAUGAACCAGAAUCCUUGGAAGCUCUAGGUCCUACCUCGGAAAAUCUCAUAAUCAUGGUUCUGCUUCAAGAACAGAAUUUGGGAAUUAGGUAUAAGUUCAACGUUCCCAUCACUCGGACUGGCAGUGGAGAUAAUGAAGUUGGCUUUACAUGGAAUCAUCAGCCUUGGUCAGAAUGCUCAGCUACUUGUGCUGGAGGUGUCCAAAGACAGGAGGUGGUCUGUAAAAGGUUGGAUGACAACUCCAUUGUCCAGAACAAUUACUGUGACCCUGACAGUAAGCCACCUGAAAAUCAAAGAACCUGCAACACUGAGCCCUGCCCACCUGAGUGGUUCAUUGGGGAUUGGUUGGAGUGCAGCAAGACUUGUGAUGGUGGGAUGCGCACAAGGGCAGUGCUCUGCAUCAGGAAGAUCGGGCCUUCUGAGGAGGAGACGCUGGACUACAAUGGUUGUUUAACACACCGGCCAGUCGAAAAAGAGUCCUGCAACAACCAGUCAUGUCCACCACAGUGGGUGGCUUUGGACUGGUCUGAGUGCACUCCAAAAUGUGGCCCAGGAUUCAAGCAUCGGAUUGUUCUCUGCAAGAGCAGUGACCUUUCUAAGACAUUCUCAGCUGCACAAUGUCCAGAGGAAGGCAAACCUCCUGUCCGCAUCCGCUGCAGUUUGGGCCGCUGCCCUCCUCCUCGCUGGGUCACUGGAGACUGGGGUCAGUGUUCUGCUCAGUGUGGCCUUGGACAGCAGAUGAGAACUGUGCAGUGUCUCACCUACACCGGACAGGCAUCUAGUGACUGUCCAGAAACUAUUCGGCCUCCAGCAAUGCAGCAGUGUGAAAGCAAAUGUGACAGUAACCCCAUUUCUAAUACUGAAGAGUGCAAAGAUGUGAAUAAAGUGGCUUAUUGCCCACUGGUGCUGAAGUUCAAGUUCUGCAGUCGAGCAUACUUCAGACAGAUGUGUUGUAAGACCUGCCAAGGACACUGACCCACAGAAAGUCAGAAAGAGCACCUUGUCGUUUCAUCACGGAAAUGUGUCCAUCAAAGAGAGCCACCCAGAGGAAGAGGAUUGAUGUCCUUGCAAAUGCAUUACCCUGUGGAAAAUGUAACCACUGGUCAGCCCUAGCUGACAAGAUUUCAAUAUUAUUUUAACUUCUGUGAAGUGGGAUUUAUUGAUCCGAAGUGCUGGACACGGUAUUAGGAGGGAAUGCCAGAUUGGAGAGAUCCAAACAACACAGGGAGACUUGCUUACUGUGGAGCGUUUGUGUUCUUUCGAGUAAAUCCAAUAGCCUGUUUACCUCCUUGGACCAUUAAGAUAAUUUUUAUUAUGGACUUAGCAAUGACACUGAAUCAUUUGUAUUUGAAACUGUUUAAAAUGUAGCUGUUAUAACUUGGUCAACUAUGGAAAUGAAGAAGGUUCAGAAUUCUUAAGUCAUAGCUUAAAAUAUUAUCUCACUACAACAGCACCACAAUUUAAAUUAUAAAACGGGCUUUGAACUAUAAUUUAAGGAGCAAUUAUAAAUCAAAAGUAAUGAAAGUUUGUAUUAUUUUUCUUCAUUCCACUUAAUUUCCUUAGGAAUAAUCCCCCAGUUCUGAACACUGCUGUGAGCCAUAUAUAUAAAACUAUAUUAAACUGAACAAUAAUGAAGGACAUAGUUUAAAGCAGUGCAUCAGUUACUGCAGCUGUGCAAGUCUAUAAACUCAGUGCUGAAAGACUGUGGCCAACUUGCCAUUGUGCAAGUAAAGCUGAGAUUUCCAUUAAAACUUUAAGAGAAAAACAUUUCAAUUUCAUGCAGAAACCAGACCUGGGGUAUGGUAGAGACUUAAGGACUGGGCCCUUUGCUGCCACCACACAGGAUGCCUUAGUUCUUGAGUCCCCCCAACUCACUUGUGUUUACAUCCUCUUCAGCCACAGCACGGCUUCUGCCCUUUGGAUUGCUGCACACGUGUUGAGCUUACUGAGAUGAUACCAUGCAAAAGAUAGACUGGCUCGGUAACAACCAGGCAGACCCUUUUGCAAUUUGCUGACAAUUACGAUGGGUUCCAGAUGUCCCUUCUUUGAUAUGGUAGAAGGGCAUUUAUUUAUGAGAGCAAAUGUGUGUGUGUGUGUGUGUGUGUGUGUGCGCGUGCACGCACUUUUAAGUGUGUGGAUAGAUGAGUGUGCUAGCACAUAAUGUGCUAUUUCUGUGAGUUUUAAAGUAGGCAAGGGAUAAUAACCAAAGAAGAAAAUUUCAUGGAGACUAGACAUCAUUAAGCAUAAUUUUAAUAGUCACUCAAUCAAGUAUUUUGUAUUUUUUAUGGAUACUCUGAAUGGCAAUUAAAUGUGAAACCCAGUUUCUUGGGAAACUCAAAUUCUAGAAUCACAACCACCUAAAUUAAAAUGACUAGCUAAUAUUUUCCCUGUCUUCAAGUUUCACAUCCUACUCAUCAAGACUCGACAGCAAGACUCAGAAUAAAAAAGGGUACUUGUUUAUAUUAAUAUUUUGUACUUGAACACGUGUAGCUUGCAGCAGGUUCUUGAUGAAUGUGCUUUGUGUCCAACACGCCUCCCCAUGGUACACAGGUGUACACCAUGCAUGCACCAACACCUAAAACUCAAGACUAAAUGGCUAUUUUGUAAGGUUAAUACUUUGAGUCAAAGAGCAUGUUCGACUCAGUUCCAUCACAGUGCUCUGAAAUUACACGUCAGUGUAUCACAUAUACCAUGAUCUAAUGCGGAUUAAUAGGUUUUUCCCAAAAGGAAUAUAGAACCUCAGAUACCAAAAGCCAAUCUAAACUCCCAGGUUUGCUGUGGACAAUCGGCACAGAAUGUUCUCUACACUCUCAGUCAUGACCAUCUGUAUCUUGUUACCUGCUUUCUCUCUCAAAACCACAGUUCUUAACCCUGAGCCCUUCAGAGAGAGCUACCGAUGAUACACCAGGAAUAAGAGGAAUCACCAGGGCCCAGCUCUAUGAUGCCCUUAGAAGACCAGCCCAAGUGCCAUCUUAGCCAUUCAGUGAAGAGCAAGCAGCCCACAGGCAGCAUGGCCUGAGCACCGAAUUCCCUUGAGCCUUUUCAAAGAACAGUUAACUUUGUGCUAAUGUGCCCUGGUGAAAUAAAACAAACAAAUAAAAGGUGGGUGGUUUCUGUGACAUUUUAGGCAUGGGUUUGCAAUCCAGAUCUGAUUUUCUCCAACAUAAAUAUCAGCUCAUGUUUUUAUUGCAAAAAGAUUUCCUAAUACCAACUAAAAGCUGUUUUUUACCUCACCUGGAAACAACUACUGUGAGGGCCGUCCCCCAGGCACUGCACAGCACCGUGACUGAUACUGGAAGAGGAGGGCAGCCAGUGUCACCUCCAGGAUGUGCCCCAGCUCUGAGGGCAGGAUGUAGGCACACCCAGGAGCAGCAUCAGUGUGCCUUUCUGGAGGGAGCCAAACACAGAAUGUAACAGAAUAAAACAGUUUCAGGUAGGCCUUGAAUUUAAACAUGAGUAGGUUUAAAAAAAUUAUAAUUCAUAGCACAUCACAAUACUGCUGCUACUCUGUAGUCACCCCUAUGGCUACAUGAUGCCCUAUUCCUAAAUAAUAACAAUAGGAUUGUCAGUGGCGGCUGGGCCACCAUGGCAGACUUUCCAAAAGUAGUGAGCUAUGUAGACUACUUACGGAACCCCAGGGAAACUGGUACCCUGCACCUGGGAGCAGUAUCUGCCAAUGGGAUAAAGGCCUACUAAAAAAGGAAAGGUAAAUGUACCCUAAUGCUUAAACCCUGUGAGAUACAUAUGAUUUCCAAACAGUCCAUUUUAUUAGGAACUUUUUUAUUUGUAUGAAUGUCACAUAGGUAUCCUCAAUAACACAGAAUGAAAUUACCUUUGUAUUAUUGUGAUUAGUUGUUAUUAUUUUAUACUCAGUAAUAAUGUGGUACACUGUUAAUUUUUUUGCUUUUGUAAAUUAUAUUCUAAUUUAUUGCCAUGUUUCCUAACACUUGUCCUACAUUCAUUCUCCUCGUAAUGAAAAUCAAAAAAAUCAUUGUAACACUUGAUGGAGUGAAAUUCCAUGCCAGGCACAGAAUUAUUUUUGACAUAGAUAAUUUAGUAAAAUAAAAAUUCAGCUUAUAAUAAUGA